CCUGAUUCGAGUUUUGAACUGUUGAUCAGUCAAUCUCCCAUUACCUUCGUCUUCGUGUUCCUUCCUCAUUGCCCACACUAACUUCAAGCUCUUCAGUUUCAAUCAGCUUUUGAUACCCCAAUGACUGAGCCUUCUGAUGAGGCUGCUUUCAUCGAGAGACUCUAUGAAUACGGCGAGCAACUCAAUAAUGCCAAAGACAAGUCUCAGAAUGUGAAGGACUACCAGGGAAUUAUUGAUGCCGCCAAGACUAGUAAUAAGGCGAAGCAGCUGGCUGCUCAACUCAUUCCCAGGUUCUUCAAGUUCUUCCCUGACCUUUCUGGUCCUGCCCUUUAUGCCCAUCUUGAUUUGGUUGAGGAAGAAGAGCUUGGGGUCCGGGUGCAAGCAAUAAGAGGAUUACCCCUUUUCUGCUCAGAUACACCAGAUAAUAUAGGGAAGAUAGUUGAUAUUCUUGUGCAAAUUCUUGGAUCUGAGGAAUUUGUGGAGCGGGAUGCUGUACACAAGGCUCUUAUGUCUUUACUGAGGCAAGAUGUUAAAGCUUCCUUGACAACCUUGUUCAAGCACAUUGGGAGCGUUGAAGAGCUAAGUACAGAUGAUGUUAUUCGUGAAAAAGUUAUAAACUUUGUUAGAGAUAAGGUUUUUCCUAUUAAAUCCGAACUGUUGAAGCCCCAGGAGGAAAUGGAAAGACACAUAACUGAUCUGAUAAAAAAGAGUUUAGAAGAUGUAUCUGGCACAGAAUUUCGAAUGUUUAUGGAUUUCUUGAAGAGUUUGAGCCUGUUUGGAGAAAAAGCUCCACCUGAGCGAAUGAAAGAACUGAUUGGAAUUGUUGAGGGGCAAGCUGAUUUAGAUGCACAAUUCAAUGCUUUAGAUGCUGAUCAUAUUGACAGAUUGAUAUCAUGCCUUCACAUGGCACUUCCAUUUGUUGUGAGGGGUGCAUCUAGCAGCAAAUUUCUUACCUAUGUAAACAAGUUCAUCAUUCCUGUUUUUGACCAGCUUCCUGAAGAACGAAAAGUAGAUCUACUUAAAGACCUUGCAGAAUUUUCACCUUACACUACACCACAAGAUUCACGCCAAAUUCUUCCUUCUAUUGUUCAGUUGCUAAAAAAAUACAUGUCUUGGAGGAAGACUGGAGAAGAGAUGAACUUCACUUAUGUUGAGUGCUUGUUAUACACAUUUCAUCACCUAGCUCACAAGGUUCCUAAUGCCACAAAUAGUUUAUGUGGUUACAAGAUUGUUACUGGCCAGCCAUCUGAUAGGCUUGGAGAGGACUUUUCAGAGCAUUAUCAGGAUUUUACUGAGAGAUUAAAUAACAUUCAGGAGUUAACCCGGGCUACCGUGAGGAAGUUAAAUCAGGUCAUGGCUGUGCACAAUGAAUCAAUGGCAGCUGCUAAAACAGAUGAAGCAAAGGAAAAAAUUAAAACACAAAAGCAGAACACUACAACUGGGUUGCGCACCUGCAAUAACAUUUUGGUAAUGACAAAGCCAUUACACUCUAAGGCGCCUUCUUUUAUUGGAGAUGAGAGCAUCAACCUUUCUUGGAAAGAAGCAACUAAAACUGCAUCUUCUUCAACAGAGGCAGCUGGAGCAAAACGGCCUGCUACUCCCUCUAAGGGAUCCAACAAUGUUGCAUCAAAGAAGGGCCGAGGUGUUGGUGGUGGUGGUUUACAAAAUCAACUUGUUAAUAGAUCACUGCAAGGAUUACCCAGUGGUGGGAGAAGUGGUGGUUCACGGGGUAGAGGCAGGGGCUGGGGUGGAAGAAGGAGAGGGAGAGGGAGAGGAUAUCGAGAUUGCUUACCGAGAGAUGUGACUCUGAAGGCUUCCUUAGUGGCGUUCUGGAAAUAGAGAGCCAGCUUACUCAUCAUCUCCAUAGCCUUGUAAGAGAACACAAGAGAUGAGCAGAAGAAAGAAUAGCCAAAAUCUUGGAAGUGCUUUAGGAAUAGUAAAAAAGAUAUUCAUUUUAGAUUCUGAAUCUUUGUCUAAUAAUCUGAAA
Prosopis cineraria is the source of this 1987-nucleotide messenger RNA. RefSeq names its product apoptosis inhibitor 5-like protein API5. The record is from RefSeq and is a predicted model, not a curated record. Gene Ontology annotation, cellular component: nucleus. The coding region runs from base 121 to 1839 and encodes 572 amino acids. The transcript is spliced from 19 exons. Gene Ontology annotation, molecular function: mRNA binding. Gene Ontology annotation, biological process: regulation of programmed cell death. NCBI's taxonomy places the organism in Eukaryota, Viridiplantae, Streptophyta, Magnoliopsida, Fabales, Fabaceae.